Molecule: messenger RNA, 3073 nt
Organism: Oryza brachyantha (malo sina)
Lineage: Eukaryota; Viridiplantae; Streptophyta; Magnoliopsida; Poales; Poaceae
Product: SWI/SNF complex subunit SWI3D-like
Molecular function (GO): protein binding; zinc ion binding
Source: RefSeq, a predicted model, not a curated record
AAGAAGGGAGAGCAAGCCAAGCAGUGAUAGGGGGUCGAUGCGGUGCAGUCGCCUCCCCGUCUCCGGGUAGCCUCGCCGCGGCAGCCGCCGCAGGAGAAGCCAAGCCGCCCCGCGCCAUGGAGCCCAAGUCGUCGGCGGCUGCGCAGGGCGACGCGCCGGCCGAGCCCCCCCGCCGCCGCGGCGGUGGCGGCAAGCGCAAGUCGGGCGGGUCGUCGUUCACGCCGUCGAAGAGGCACGCCAAGGAGCGGAACGCCGCCUUCCACGUUCCCCCUCACCUGCUGCACAGCGGGCCGCUCACCCGCGCCGCGCGCCAGUCGCCGCUCAAGCACGCGGGCAGCCCGGCGCCGGAGGAGGCGGGGGCCGGCGGAUCGGGGGCGAGCGGCAGGAAGGGCGACGGGGACGUGAUCCGGCUCGAUGGGGAGGAGGCACCCAGCGAGGAGACGCCCCUGGUGGACGAGACGUUCGAGGCCGUCCGAUCCCGCGACGCCGGCAUCCAUGUGGUCCCUACCUUCGCCGGAUGGUUUUCGUGGAAAGAAAUACACCCAGUUGAGAAGCAAAUGCUGCCUUCUUUUUUUAAUGGCAAAUCUGAAAAGCGGACACCUGAGAUAUACUUGGGGAUCAGAAACUUCAUCAUGUUGAAAUUUCAUGCUAAACCUCAGUUGCAGCUGGAGUCCAAAGAUUUAGCUGAACUGUCAAUUGGGGAGGUUGAUGCUCAGCGGGAAGUAUUGAAGUUCCUGGACCACUGGGGCUUGAUCAAUUUCCACCCUUUUUUACCAGCUGGACAAGAGGAAAGUAAACCAGAGGAGGCCCAUAGUAAUUCUCACUGUGAGGAGAAAACUUCACAGCUUGAGCAACUGUUUAAAUUUGAAUCAGUUCAAUCAUAUAUGAUCCCUUUACCCAAGAAAGGCGAGGUGGAAACUCCAGCUCCUCUGCCUAGCUUGCUUCCUGAUCCUUCACUAGUUGAAGAUGUAGUUUCAGCAGCCGAGCCCUCUGUUGAGUACCAUUGCAAUUCCUGCUCAGUUGAUUGCUCAAAGAAGCGUUACCAUUGCCGGACCCAGGCAGAUUUUGAUCUUUGUUCUGAUUGCUACAAUGAGGGGAAGUUUGAUAUAGGCAUGGCAAAAACUGAUUUUAUCCUUAUGGAUUCUUCUGAAGUUUCUGGCGCUAGUGGUACUAGUUGGACUGAUGAGGAGACAUUGCUUCUUUUAGAAGCUUUGGAAAUUUUUGGUGGAAAAUGGACUGAGAUAGCUGAACAUGUUGCUACAAAAACAAAAGCUCAGUGUAUGCUGCACUUCCUUCAAAUGCAAAUUGAGGACCGAUUUCAUGGUGAUGAAGAUGUUAAUCAUAAUAUCCAGGAAGGCACAGAGCAAGCUUCAACAGAAAAAGGUGCUGUUGACAUACCAGAGAAGAUGGAAGUUGAAGAUAAAGCAGAAGGGAAAGAUAUUGCGGGUGAUAAACCUGCAGAGAAAACAGAGGACAAUUGUGUAGAAGCACAAACAGAAGAUGGAAAUGCUAUUGAAAAUAAAGAUACCGAUAAUUCAGGUGGCACAGAUUCAGUUAAAUCUCCCAAAACUAAUGAGCAAGAAAAAUCUUCUGACACUGACCCUAUACUGAAGGACAAUUCUGUUGGUGUUGAUACUUCUCAAGAAAAUGCAUCAAGUUUUGCUAUUGAUACCUUGAAAUCUGCAUUUGAGUCUGUUGGUUACUUUCCAGAACAUGAAGGUUCAUUUGCUGAUGCAGGAAAUCCUGUUAUGGCACUGGCAGCGUUUUUGGCUGGUCUUGUGGAAGAUGACACUGCAACCAAUUCAUGCCGAAGUUCACUAAAAGCUGUCUCCGAGGUUUCUCCUGCACUCCAGUUGGCAACCAGACAUUGCUUUAUUCUUGAGGAUCCACCAAAUGAUGUGAAAGAUAUGUCUGGCAGUGCAAGUACUACAAAUACAGAUGUUGAUCAAACAAUAGACGUGGAUAAGACUCAAAACUCACUUGAUAGUGAGGUAGAAGGCAUGAAUGAAAAGGAAGAGGCAGUUCCACCUGCGAAAGAGAAAAGAAAGUCACCCAUUUCACUAAAAGAUCUCCAUGACGCAGACAAGAAGGAUGAAUGUGAUGAGGACCCUCCAGUGGAUCCUAAAUUGAAGGAUGGGAAAGAGUCAGGUGGUCCUGUUUCUCUGCAUAAAGGUGUGCCCAACAGAAAAAAAGGUAUAAACUCUAGUAAAGAAUGUCCACUGAAUAUUGCAAAUCAAUGUGGCAUCAUAGCUUCUCAAGGUUUUGUCUCAGGAAAUACUAUGGAAGCAAAUAAUCCUGAAAUGGUGAAGGACAAAUCAAGUUUUGAAGUGAACCCGGCUGACGAUCCUUCUUCAGAAGGCAAGGUUGAGAUGAACAAGACAGACAAUGCAGUUGCUAAUGCAUCUACUGUGCAAGAACAAAAGCAAAGCCAAACAUUGGAAAAUGGCAGCAUGGAAGAACCUAAGAGUAAGGAAGAUGUUGCUGCCGAUGGAGAGAACGGCUCUAAAGUGACGGCCAAGCUGACGGAUUCCAUAACUAGGCUGAAACGAGCAGCAGCUACAGCUAUUUCUGCGGCUGCUGUGAAGGCAAAACUCCUUGCUGACCAUGAGGAAGAACAGAUCCGUCAGCUGGCUGCGCUGAUGAUUGACAAACUGUAUCGGAAAGUAGAGGCGAAGGUGUCUUUUCUUACAGAAGUUGAACACCUGGUCCAGAGAACAAGGGAAUUCACUGAAAAGACCAGGAAGAAGCUUCUGAUGGAGCGAAAUGCGAUAAUCGCCGCUCGCAUGGGCUCAUUGCCGUCUAGGCCAAACCAGCCUGGUGCACCCGGCAACAGAUUACCGGCUGGAUACGGAGGCCCUGUCGUGAGACCACCACCAAAUGCAAUGUCCCGCCCUAGCAGCUGAUCGAGCUGACCAAGGAGAUCCAGACAACUAGUGCUGUAUACCCUCAUUCUUUUAGAGGGAUAUCUCGAAAGCCAUGAGCCAUGUUGUAGCAGUACCAUUCUUUUAGAAGCAGAAGACGAUCUGUUAUUACUGCAUAAUUGCCUCUAUAAAAUUUUUCGCGAUUUUUACUU